GAGAAUCAAGGUUGUUCAGUGAGUAAUUCCCACACCGUGGAUAAGGCUGCCAAGCAGUAUCCACCAAUCACCCUACGUCUUCUCGUCCCCACUAUUCACUGCGGAUCACUGAUUGGGAAGGGAGGAAAACGAAUUAAAUUCCUUCGGCAGGUAUCUAGUGAUUCCGUUGCAAUGGCUUGUGGUAUAUAUUGUGUGGGAGGUGUACUCGGCCCCAGGAAGGAUUCCAUAUAUCGUAUUCACGCAUACUCAGACAGACGCAUUUCUCAAGCUGAAGAAGUUCGGUUUCGGUCAGAAAGAAUAGCUGAUGUUACCUUCCUGGUGGGUGAUAUAAACGCCCAGGUUGGACAAAUAAGCCCAGAAGAAGCAUAUUUGGACGGUAGAUUCGGAGUCGAUGUUAAGUUAACAGAUGGUGGGGAGCAGCUUCUCCAGUUGUGUGUUGAAGAUCUCCUGUUCCUGAUCAGUGCGAACUUUCAGGCAGUCUUACUGAGUAACUUGAAAGCCACCAACUUCAAGCCAUCUACCGGAGCCGCCAUACAAGUUGCUAGUGGGAGUCUACCCAACUCUUCCGACAGGACCAUCACCAUAACCGGGUCCGCGCGUGCAGUGGCACUCUGUGUGCAUCACGUGUGUUUGAAGACACUUCGUUUGCGCUCCAAACACAUCAGCGUUCAAUAUCGACCACAAAGUGCUAACAAACCUCAGCAACUCGGUUUGAUUACGCAGAACCAAGUCCCUCUAUUCACCUCAGGAUACUGGAAGACCCCACACCCAGUUGAAAUUUUGCUCAAUUCUUUACUCCUACCGUCACUCACUUCUACAAACUUCCGAGCUCAACCAUUAAACGGAACAGUUUGCCCAACUAACUUACUACCGUCGACAUCCUCUGGAAGCCAACUGACUCAGAACGAACAUUUCAUCCACGGAUACUAUCCAUUCAGCCCACCCUCCAUGUCGAGUGCGCAAGAUAGCAUUCUACGGACAGCAAGCCUUCAUGAAAGUACAAUGGCUUUACCCAGCUAUAAGUGUUUUGAAGCCGGAGACAGUCAAAAUGCAAAGGAAUUUUUAACGCCUCUCAGACUGGUCAUAUCCAGUGAUGCAGAUCAGUUGAAAACGCAAGUCAUCCGCUCCCAGGUUCAGACUAACAGCUUGUUCUCUGAAGCAUCUACAGCGGUCUGUCAAUCUCUCCUCUCUGCCGCACAAACCGGCCUGACUCCAAACAACCACGACCAGACAGCGACGACGCAAAAACUACUGAACACAUCGGUGCUUCAAGCUUCGAACCAGCCAACCUUUCCAACCUGCCCGAAAGCUCCUGUUCGUCUGACGCAAUCUGUCACGCAACACAAGACGGAAAUGUACAUACCGAAUGACCUGGUCGGUUGUAUUAUUGGUCGUGGUGGCAACAAAAUAAAUGAGAUCCGUCAGACAUCACAGGCAAACAUCAAAAUUUCGAGUGGAGAAGAAAAUCUUUGUGAACGUCGAAUUACUAUUACGGGAAGCUUUCCUGCAGUACAAAAAGCACAAACGAUGAUCAACAACAGCGUCGAAUUGCACAAACAUCUCCUUGCGUUGAACACGGCCAUGAAUUCCGUUUACGUGAAUCCUUCUGAUGAACAGAAGUAUACAAGCCAGGCUUCUAAGUUGAUAAACCAGCACAGUCUGUACACCACCGUGCUAGAUGCUGAACCACAGGAUACAGCCACUGACGUAUCUGAUGAGCUUAGUAUGGAAAGCUAUAUUCGUAACUUGUCCACCGGAAACUCAAAAACAUGGCAAACACGCCCAGUUUUUGACGCUAUCACUCCUCCUAUUGCGUGUCCGAGAACAAAAGAGAUUCGCUCUGCACCAACACGAAUGGAGAACAUUUCAAGACAGGGAAAAUCUGGACCGGGGAGCUCCCCUUAUAUUCUUAGAGCAUCUCAGAUUUUCGGUAUGCCUCAAACACCAGUCACUGCAGCACCCUCUCUGCCUGCAGCCGAUCUGGGACGUGGCAAUCAAGCGCCCAAAAACGACUGCGAAUUAAACACACCGACUCGCAAACACAUACUAGGUUUGAUUGGUCAGCUGCCUCAAGUGCAUCAGCAUAAAUGGUUAACUGCUUUUGGAUUGGAAAACGAGAUAACUGGAGUAAGGGCAGCAUCCAGAGUUACUAACGCACAACAAGUGUAGAGGAAGUAUUGAAGCAGGUCUUCGAAUAAAAAGUUUAGCUUUGAGUUAUCGUUUGACAUCCCCGUUUUCAUUCCUUGCUUUCAUGCUCCUGAAUGCCGGAAAUCCCCUGUUGUCGACAUUUAUACCUAUUUUUCGCGCAUUUGGUCUAACUGUGUGUUGGUAAACCUUUUUUCGCUAUAUUCCGAUGCAGCAUGCAACGGUGCCGAACAAAUUCUCAUUCCACACUAGUUUAUCUUUUGCAUUUCGUUUCCCCUCAGUUUGCUUUCUCAUACCUACCCAUCGAUUGCUUCCCCUGACAUGUCCUACAACUUUUUUUGACAAUCUCAUGUGACUAAUAUACCCUUUGUAAUACUUUAACCAGUUGAUUGCACCCAGCGUGCAACCCACACUCAUUAUGGAGAAAUUCUCUCAGGAAAUGCAGGACGGAUCUACCCAGUGAAGAAGACGGGUGGAAAAUCAACUGUACUCACUUGAAUAGUCUUAAUAAAGACAACCUUUUUU
Molecule: messenger RNA, 2670 nt
Organism: Opisthorchis viverrini
Lineage: Eukaryota; Metazoa; Platyhelminthes; Trematoda; Opisthorchiida; Opisthorchiidae
Exons: 9
Biological process (GO): regulation of gene expression; regulation of RNA metabolic process
Cellular component (GO): nucleus; cytoplasm
Molecular function (GO): mRNA binding
Source: RefSeq, a predicted model, not a curated record